AUGAAUUACUUAUUAGAGUAACCAUUUCAAUAUCGAUAACUCAGAUCUUAAUCACUCAGUCCUUAUAACGACUCCAAUCUCAUAAAACAACUAAAGAGAUAACUCCAUUAUCCACCUUCAAAAUAUACGUAAUUGUCAUCUUUUGAGUAUAUAUAAAACUCAGAUUAAGAUGAAACAAAUGUUAUCAAUUCAGGUUAAUGUUUGUUUAGAAUAUAAUUUAGAUUCUAUUUAACAUUACUCAAAGAUGACUAAAGAAAGAAAAAAUUCAUUAGUUGUUGAUUCUGAUCAGAUCACUUUAAAAUAAGAUGCAGCAUUAAGUGCAGACACAAAUUAAGUUAAAAUGAUUGUACCAAAACUUGUAGUAGUUAAAUAAUUGAAUUAGAGACUUGCUAGAAAAAGAAAGAAAAAGAUAAAUCCACUUAACCCUUAAGAUUGUAACGAUGAAGACAUAUUACAUCAGACUAUUGUUGUAUAAACAAAUAAUAUAAUAUUAUAAAAUGAUGUCAAAAAAGAAAACAAAUCCAUUUUACCCUAAAUCAAGAAAUAAAAACUAUAAAUUGAGGAAUAGCCAAUCAAGAGAUCUGCAAGAUAUGAAUAAUUGAUGGUAUUAAAAUAGUAAUUUAGAAAAAAUCUUUAGAUGAUUAAUUAGUAGAACUCUAAUCCUUAAUUAAGAAGAUGCAGAAGUAACCAAUCAAUAAGAAAGAAAAAAAAGUGACUUUUCUUCUCUGA
Molecule: messenger RNA, 729 nt
Organism: Paramecium sonneborni
Lineage: Eukaryota; Ciliophora; Oligohymenophorea; Peniculida; Parameciidae
Source: the annotation of a GenBank genome assembly